CACGCAGUUUUCGAUCGUCUGUCACCAAAGAAACAAGUCUCACUUCGCCGAAUCUCCAAGAUGAGGUCCUUGCUCGUAGCACUGGCACUGGUUCUUAUGGUCGCUCUCGUUAACGCCGGAGGAUACGGCUACGGGCACGGACAUGGUCACGGAGGAUUUGGGCACGGUGGCUUCGGGCAUGGGCAUGGAGGAUUCGGACACGGUGGCCACGGCCAUGGAGGAGGAUAUGGCUACAAGAUCGACGGAAGCUACGGCGGCGGAUAUUCCAGUAACCACUUCCACAUCAGCCCAGGAUACGGAUACGGCCAUGGACAUGGACAUGGUGGGUACCACUGAAGAAUACAGUAGAUGGCCACUACGAAAGACACCGUGAUGGAUCCUGCUCCAAUAACUGCAAUUCGAAAUUGAAAUAAAUUUAAAAUUAUA
Molecule: messenger RNA, 426 nt
Organism: Macrobrachium nipponense
Lineage: Eukaryota; Metazoa; Arthropoda; Malacostraca; Decapoda; Palaemonidae
Product: keratin-associated protein 19-2-like
Exons: 2
Coding region: 61-336 (91 amino acids)
Source: RefSeq, a predicted model, not a curated record